AUGUGGAAGAUUUUUGCUAAAAAGCGCGUAGCUUACACAAGUAUAGCAGUUGUUGUUGGCAGUGCAUCCGCCUACUAUUUCUAUCCAGGCGCCCCAAGGAGAAUUCGACAGCAACGAGCACAUAGUUUAUCUAUUAUCAAGCCACAGUUUUUAAUGUCAGAGACAUAUGCAGACGCGUAUAAUCAAGCUCAAUCAGACACUCCAUCAGAUAAUGAACUGCAUACUUUAUGGGUCCCGCCUUCAAGAAAGGAAAUGUUGAACAUUCUCAAAAGUUCAAGCAUGGGAGGUCCACUAGAAAAAGAUAAGGAUGUGAAAGAACCACCAUUUGAUCUAUUAAUUAUAGGCGGUGGUGCUACUGGUACGGGCACGGCUCUCGAUGCUGCAACAAGAGGAUUAAAAGUUGCAUUGGUAGAAAGGGAUGACUUCUCUGCUGGGACUUCUUCGCGGUCGACAAAACUUGUUCAUGGAGGUGUUCGAUACCUUGAGAAAGCAUUUAAAGAACUCGACUAUGGGCAAUACAAGCUUGUGAAAGAAGCUCUUCAUGAACGUGCCACUUUUUUGCAUAUUGCCCCUUAUUUAAGUUAUCCAUUGCCUAUCCUGUUGCCCAUUUACAAGUGGUGGCAAGUUCCAUAUUUCUGGGUUGGUUCAAAAGUUUACGAUUUCCUUGCAGGCCGCGAAUCUAUGGAAAGCUCACAUUUCUUGUCUAGUAGUAAGGCAAUUGAAGCUUUCCCGUGGUUAAAAAAGGAGAAACUCGUUGGUGCUAUGGUAUAUUAUGACG
Racocetra persica is the source of this 778-nucleotide messenger RNA. The record is from the annotation of a GenBank genome assembly. NCBI's taxonomy places the organism in Eukaryota, Fungi, Glomeromycota, Glomeromycetes, Diversisporales, Gigasporaceae.